Cheilinus undulatus (humphead wrasse) is the source of this 8329-nucleotide messenger RNA. RefSeq names its product protocadherin 7b (gene pcdh7b). Bases 864 to 4631 code for a protein of 1255 amino acids. The record is from RefSeq and is a predicted model, not a curated record. NCBI's taxonomy places the organism in Eukaryota, Metazoa, Chordata, Actinopteri, Labriformes, Labridae. The transcript is spliced from 3 exons. Gene Ontology annotation, molecular function: calcium ion binding. Gene Ontology annotation, biological process: homophilic cell-cell adhesion. Gene Ontology annotation, cellular component: plasma membrane.
GGGCUGCCAACACAUGCGGCGCGUCUGCAGGUGAGGGAGCAGGCUCGAAUGUGCUGGACACACACAGGAAAUUCAACCCAAGAAGCAACCAGGAUUAACAUUUUUUUUUUAUUAUUUUUCUCGCUUGCGUUUUGUCCUUUUGCAACCUAGAAUUCUCUGAUUACGGUGGAGUUGUCGCGCCAAAAGAGAGAGAGAGAACUAAGCUGUACGCCUGCUGACUUGGAGAAGAGAGCAGAGUAGGCAACCGGACAGGUAAUUUGCCUCAUAUUCACAUCCACGAGAUCGGAGAGUUGUCAGGCUCCGCGCAGCCAACACUCGCCGUGUGAUGAGUUUGGAAACUGCGCGGACAUUUAAAUAAUCCUCUGUGGACAUAUCAUCGGUAAGAGGGAUAUUGCAGCCUCACCCCUUGGAGGAAAUUCUACCCAUAAACUGUGAGUAAAACCCCGGGAUAUGGACUGAAUUCACUUUCUGGUGAUUUGAUGCUCGGACUGUAACAUUUUGGCUUUUGCGCGCAUGAAAUUCAAAUCUUGGUGGCACCGCCCGGAGCGCAGGGAGCCUCUCUGGUGUGUUUCAUGAUAUCAUUGCGGCUUUUUUAUAGCCAAAUCAAGGAAAAAGAGCAACUGACAUCCAGUGUCUGAAGGAGGGAGGCAGAAAGAAGACGAUAGUCCGUGCACUUGCUGCUUCUCACUGCAGCAGGAGCGAUGUAGGAAGUCGUCCGGAGGAUGAAGUCUGACACAUCCCGCCACAGAGGGCUUUGCUCUUAAUGAAAACGAUAUUACCUCUUCAAAUCCGGACUCUGCUGUAGUGAUUAUUUUUCUAAUUUUUUUAAAUUCAAAGUGGACAUUUUUUUUUCAAGGAGAACAAUGAGGACUACUGGUGCAGUGGACUAUUUGUACUAUUGCAUGCUCAUCCUGCAGUUUGUGCAUCAGCCCGCUGCAAAGCAGGUGCUCCGGUACCGUUUGGCUGAGGAGGGACCCGCCGAUGUCAGAGUGGGGAACGUAGCCGGCGACUUGGGCAUCGUUGCCGGUUCUGGUGAGGUGACAUUCACGCUAGAAUCAGGCUCUGAUUUUUUCAAAAUAGACAACAUAACAGGAGAGCUCACCACCAAUGAGAGGCGCAUAGACCGUGAAAAACUACAGCAGUGCCAAAUGAUAUUUGAUGAAAAUGAAUGCUUUAUAGAUUUUGAAGUGUCAGUGAUUGGACCGGCUCAGAGCUGGGUCGACCUCUUUGAGGGAAAAGUCAUCAUAUUAGAUAUAAAUGACAACACUCCAUCUUUUCCCUCCCCUGUCCUGACACUGUCUGUGGAGGAAAACAGACCCAUUGGAACCCUUUAUCUGCUUCCCACAGCCACAGACAGAGAUUUUGGAAGAAAUGGAAUAGAGAGAUAUGAGCUUAUCCAGGACAAUGGGGACAACUCGAGGCGCCUGGGCUCUUCCGGGGAUUCAUUCUCCGGGAAGAGGAGAUUUGAAGAAGGUGCAAGCAGGAGCAGUGUCUUUGAGCUGCAAGUUGCUGACACUACUGAUGGAGAGAAGCAGCCUCAGCUCAUCAUUAAAGGGGCCCUUGAUAGGGAGCAAAGAGACUCCUAUGAGCUUACACUGCGCGUAAGGGACGGAGGUGAUCCUCCACGCUCUUCCCAGGCCAUUCUGAGGGUAAUGAUCACUGAUGUGAAUGACAACAGCCCUCGGUUUGAGAAGAGUGUGUAUGAGGCUGACCUACCAGAAAACAGCUCCCCUGGUGCACCCAUACUUCAGCUGAAAGCAGCUGAUGCAGACGUGGGGGUGAACGGUCAAAUAGAGUAUGUGUUCGGGGCAGCCACAGAGUCAGUAAGGCGGCUACUGAGGUUGGAUGAGAGCACAGGGUGGCUGAGUGUCUUGCACCGCAUUGACCGUGAAGAAGUGAGCCAACUGAGGUUCACAGUAAUGGCCCGUGACCGAGGCCAGCCACCGAAAAUGGACAAGGCCACUGUGGUGUUGAACAUCAAGGAUGAGAACGACAACGUCCCAGCUAUAGAGAUACGGAAAAUUGGACGCAUUUUCUUAAAAGACGGGGUGGCAAAUGUGGCAGAGGAUGUGGUAGUGGACACACCCAUCGCCUUGGUACAGGUGUCAGACCGAGACCAGGGGGAGAAUGGCAUCGUCACCUGCACCGUGGUGGGGGAUGUCCCCUUUCAGCUCAAACCAGCCAGUGAGAUGGAAGGGGAGCAGAAUAAAAAGAAAUAUUUCCUGCACACGUCUGCACCACUGGACUAUGAGGUCAUACAGGAAUACAAUGUAGUCAUUGUGGCUGUGGACUCAGGAAGCCCCAGCCUGGCAAGUAAUAACUCUCUUAUUGUGAAGGUGGGAGACACUAAUGACAACCCUCCUGUCUUCAGCCAGAAUGUGGUCGAGGUGUCGUUCCCUGAAAACAAUCCCCCUGGUGAGAGGGUGACUACAGUAGCAGCCAUAGAUGCAGAUAGUGGCAAGAAUGCUGAAAUAGCCUAUUACCUUGACUCAUCAGUAAACGGGCUUUUCUCUAUUGAUGCCGACAGCGGUGACAUCCGGGUAAACACCAUCCUGGAUAGAGAGCAAACCGAGCGCUACGAAUUCAAAGUGAUAGCCAAAGAUAAGGGCAUAAACACCCUUCAGGGCUCUGCAACAGUGAGCAUCCUUGUGGCCGAUAAGAACGACAACGCACCCAAGUUCAUGCAGGACGUGUUCACCUUCUAUGUCAAAGAAAACCUUGAGCCAAACAGCCCAGUUGGCAUGGUUACAGUGAUUGAUGCAGACAAAGGCCAAAAUGCUGAGAUGAGUCUUUUCAUUGAGGAGGAGGAGGACUUUUCAAUUGAGAAUGACACCGGGACUAUUUUUUCCACUCUGUCCUUUGACCGAGAGACGAGAACUACUUACACUUUCUGUGUCAAGGCCGUGGAUGGUGGUGAUCCUCCAAAAUCCGCCACCGCCACAGUUUCCCUUUUUGUCAUGGAUGAAAAUGACAAUGCACCAACUGUCACUUUCCCAUUCAACAGCUCCUACACCCUCCUCCCUCCCUCAAGUAACAUCAGAACUGUAGUCAGGACUGUCAGCGCCACUGAUUCUGACACUGGCCCCAACGCAGACCUGAGCUACAGCAUCAUUGGGGGCAACCCUUUCAAGCUGUUUGAGAUUGACGGGGGCACUGGGGUCAUCUCACUUGUGGGGAAGCUGGAGCAGAAGCACUUUGGCCUCCAUAGGCUAGUAGUCCAAGUCAACGACAGUGGCCAGCCUUCGCAGAGCACCACCACGUUAGUCCACGUGUACGUCAAUGAAACCCUUUCCAAUUCCACAGUUGUGGAGGCCCUAGUGACUCGGAGCAUGAUCACAUCCCUGAACACGAACAUUGCUGGUGACCCCAACUAUGAUCUCAGCAAGCAGCGCUUAAGCAUCGUCAUCGGGGUUGUUUCAGGCAUAAUGACUGUCAUCCUCAUUAUCCUUGUUGUCGUCAUGGCCCGUUACUGCCGUCCCAAGAAUAAGAAUGGGUAUGAGGCCGGCAAGAAGGACCAUGAAGACUUCUUUACACCCCAGCAGCAUGAUAAGUCAAAAAAGCCCAAAAAAGAUAAGAAGAAACAGAAAUCCAAACAGCCUCUCUACAGCAGUAUCGUCACUGUCGAAGCCUCCAAACCCAACGGGCAGCGCUACGACGGCGUCAAUGAGAAGCUGUCGGACAGUCCUGGCAUGGGUCGCUAUCGUUCGGUCAACGGAGGCCCGGGGAGCCCGGAUCUGGCCCGGCACUACAAGUCCAGUUCUCCACUUCCUACUGUCCAGCUUCACCCACAGUCGCCAACGGCUGGUAAAAAGCACCAGGCAGUUCAGGACCUGCCCCCUGCCAAUACCUUUGUUGGCACCGGAGAUAACAUUUCCCUUGGAUCUGACCACUGCUCUGAAUACAGCAGUCAAACGAUCAACAAGUACAACAAACAGCCGUUUCGCCGAGUGACCUUCUCGGUGGUGAGCCAACCCCAGGACCCUCACCAGCAGGGAUCGCUGCAGAGCUGCUACGACAGCGGCCUGGACGAGUCGGAGACGCCCAGCAGCAAGAGUUCAUCGGGCCCCCGCCUGGGCGCCCUCCCCCUGCCAGAGGACAGCUACGAGAGGACAACGCCGGAUGGCAGUGUCGGUGAGGCAGAGCACAUGGAAAAUGACUCUCGGCCCUUGCCUGACGUAGCCAUGACUGGCAAGUGCACCCGGGAAUGCGACGAGUAUGGCCACUCGGACUCCUGCUGGAUGCCUGUGCGCACGUCGCCCGAGCGGCGGCCAUCCAAGUCAACCACUAACCCACAACAACCAAAGCUUUCCACUUUCAUGAGCGGCAACGGAAGCGGCAGCAGCAGCAGCGCCGACCAACCCGGCAGUCAAGAGACCCUCGCCAUGGCCGCCAUGGCCAACGGAGACCCCACCGCUGCUCACAUGAUGGGCGACCGCAAUCGCAACUUGCUCAACAAGAAGAUGGCCUCCUCCUCUUCCUCCUACGAGGCCUUUGGAUCGCCUUCCUACGGCUCGCCAGGCAGUGGGGAGGAGACACUGGGCCACCCCACCGAGGAGAUCCCUCUCGCGCCAACUGGGGAGUACAAGCCCACGUCUUGUGGUACACUGACACGACGGGAGGUGUACCUGUGAGCUUGUAUUCACUUUGACAUUUGCAUUGGAACACACCAAGCAUAGUUGCUCACCCACCAAGUUACUGCUCUAAAAGCUUUUAGCCACUCUUGUUCCUCGCAAGGUAGGACUAAACUUUCUCCAAAGACAUUUGCGAAUAAUGAAAACUCUAAGUGGAUAUAUAAACAUACCAUUUUGGAAGUGCUAACUCUGGCCUGGCCAGGAACUAAUUGGAGGAGGAGGACAAACUGUUGAUGGCGUUGACUGGACUUGGGAUAUUCUACUGGCGAGUCGGGCUCUUGGGACAUUAUCUGCUGCCUGACAGUCAAUCUGUAAAAUAAUCAACUCAUUUUACAUAUACAGUACAUGCAUGCAUUAACCCUCUAACCCCCGAAGUGAAGGCCCCAUCUCUGACGAAGACACUGUACAAAAAGGACAACUUCUUUUCUGUUGUUUUUUCUAGAAACAAAGCUGUACAUGUGGACUAUUUUGACUUCAAAGUGUGUCUUGGUUAUGCCUUUUUUUAUUUCCUAACAUUGCAGUGCCCUGGCAGUGAUGUUCUGUUGCUGCAACAAGAUUUGGGACACACUGGUCUCACUGAUCCGUCUGUGGAUUCUGUCAACUUGACUGUUUGUGAUAAAAGUUGACCAAAACUUAACAAGGACAGAAAAGACUAAGCUUUAAGCCCAGACGACAACAGUUCAUGAAAAAUGGGAGUCAAUGGAAUUUGCUGCAACAACGUCUCGCUUUAGACGACAUUCAACAACUGGUAUACUCUGAACACAAGAUUUUGUCUGACCGGUGUGUGGUUCUUCACGGUAAAAUGUCACUCAUUGUACAUAAGCAUUGAACCACGGCAACAACGCUAACUGCUCUCAUACCCUUUUGUCUUGCAACCUUUCUUCAGUCUCUUGUUUGUCUUUGAUUGGCGAGGUUGAGACCAAAACUCCUCUUCUUUGAGAUGCAAAAUCUUAGAGCCAUUGGCUGAAAAAGCAUGUGUUGUACAUGGCUUUGCAUAUCCCUAUCACCUUGGUAGGAUGCUCCAGUUUUUAUCAAGUUGUAACCAGUUUUUCCCAAUCACACUGAAGCAGUAAAGUGCGGCUGUACUGACUGAAUAUCCUGGGUAAGCACAGUGUGGCAUGCAGAGAUUAGAAUUCUUGAGGUGCAACUGAAAUUGUAAGUGUGUACGGGCGAGAUAUGCAGUAUAUAGUGUGUGUAUAGGCUAUAUUUAGUGUAUACUGUAGAUGUACACCGAUAAUAGGCUUAUGGGGGUGCAAACAUGGCCAAGCUUGUCCUCAAACAGCUGCAAGGACAGCUUUUUACUGUUAUUUCUUUUUUUUUCUGUUGUGUGAUAGACUGAGCAAUAAAUAUCAUUAUGUACAUGUGACCAACAAGCAUCAACUUCUUUCACACUUCCUCUCAAGCCUUCUAGGUGACAUUCCCGUGCACACAGCUGUCUGAGAGUCCUUUUAAGCACUAGUCGAUGUUGCUUUCCAUUGUACAUUGGUGAUGUCGUCUUUGAGCACGAAUGUAAGAAUCAGCUCAACGAGAGGGAACAAUCAUAAAGGCAACGUCUGUACCGUCGAGCAGGAAAAUUUCCGGGUUGAGCAAAAAACGGCGUCAAAAUGAAACCAAAGUUUCCCAAACAGGACGAAGCAUUCCCCGCAUUCACACCGAAAUAGCUUUCUGGGAUAACUUUGCUUUACAUGGAGUACUGAGAUUGAACUCUAAGAAUGUGAUGUCUCAACUAUCCGUCCAUUACAUCCUCACAGCUACUGUUGAGAUGUUGUGCCUCCCGGUCCACAAGUGAUGUUACUUGAGGCGCAAAUCUCAUGACUGUAACGAACAAAAAAUAUCAGAUGCAAUGGAACUUUUUUUGUAUGUUAGCAAAACCCCUUUGGUUCAAACGGAGCUGCUUUUUUCUGCACUCCGGCAAUCUAUAGUCUGUAAGUACUACUCGUUGUUGGAAAGAAAGUGCUCCUAUACUUAUCAACUGUAUACAUGAAUAUUUACUUUUUACUGCACGUUUAAUGGGAACUUACUUCACUUACUGAGAAGGAAGAAGAAAAAAAACUGUAAAACAAAAUGUACAAAAAAAUCUUUUCCCUGUAAACAUGGAAAUCCACCUUGUUGCUUGCUUUUGUUAUACCUAGAGACAUGUAGUACAACUUAGUACAUCAAUUAAGACCAUAACAUUGAUUUUUUUUUUUUUUUGGCAUUUUUCUUAUUAAAUAUCAGUACUGUCUCUGAUAUCACAACACAAACCCCAAACUGUUUCAUUUACGCCAACCAUCUGCAAAUUCGUAUCAUUUUGUAUUUUGUUUAGAAAUUUCACACAUUUAUUUCUUACUCUUUAAAGUCAGAACUGUUGAAAUGAUCAUGACAAUGUACUAUAUGUUUAUUUUUUCUUUAUCUGGUGCCACUUUGUAUAUUUAGAGUGCUUCUGAGAAAAAAGAAACAAAAAAGAACAAAAAUACUAGAGUGAAUGCAAAUAUGCAAUUGUGCCUUUUUAUACCAAUUGGUAUGAUUAAAUGUCGGUUUGGAAUGGUGCAUAAACAAUUACAUUGCUUUUCAAAAGUAGACGGGGUGGCAUUUAAGAAACAGACUGAACUACAUUUGCAUAUCUUGGAUGAAAUCCCAUGAUGUCAAAGGCUUCUUGGAGGAUGAACAGUCAAAUGUCAGUGGCGAUUGUUCACUGGGGUCAAUUAUCUUGUUGAAAUAUCCAUCCCUAGCAUAGUGCAUUACCGAAUGAGUACAGGUUCAUUCAAAAGUUGCUUGUUGGUAGUAUUAAUAAUGAUAUAAUGGAUUUUUUUGUCGUGUUCCACUCAUGUACAUGUACAACAUCAGAGGUCAAGUAACCUUUGUGCAUGAAACAAGCUCUAGGACUGAAUAUAGAAGCAUAGAAAGAUAGAGAACCAGGUGAAAAGAGGGAAAAAAAAUGCUCAAAGACAUUUGACUGCUGAGAGUUGAGGGAGCCUGGAGAUAAAAAUGCUAAUGUGAGGGUUUACUAGGAGUUGGAAGUGGGAGAGAGGAGAAAAAAAAAGCUGCAAGGGAGAGUAGCUGACAGAACACACACCUCAGGAUGCUUGGAGCAACACAACACUGGUACGCAGAAUCUGAGUAUAUGCAUAUCAGAGUAUGUGAUGAAACCCUGUCCUACAAAUAAGUGCGCUACGAUGUUUGCUAUGAUAUUGCGAGGUGAUGCUUUGAAUUCGGAGAUCAGAUGGAGUGAAAGCAGACUCUGUAGUGUGAACCUCAGACAAAAUGAGAAGAAAGGAACGGUGCCAUACAUUGGCAACUCCACUGAAUACAGUGUCGCCUCUUUUAAUCCACCAAGGCUUUGACAAACAAACAUUUGACAGGAAAAGUGGCGUACACAACACCUGCCAUCAAAAUGUUUCCUCCUCUUUUUGCCCAAGGUGUGUGUUCAGUCCGUGCUCUCCACUCUUCAUAUAGCCUUCACAGUGUGUAAUGAGAUUUGUAAUAUUAACCAUUACUAUUUGUCCUGCGACUUGGAUGUUGAUAUAGAAAUUGAGGAACCAAUUUAUCAUCGUUUAAUAUGAGUCACUAUGCACGCAGCUUAGCUGAACAUGGCAAAGUGUAUUGAACGCAAGUCCACUUCUAUUUAUGAGAUAUUUUACAUAAUUUAAUUUGCUUUUGUACAGGUUUGUGUAAAUAAAUUGCUUGUCAUUUUUGUCUCUGCAGAAAUUAAAAUAUAA